AUGACCUCUGAUUGUACUUCAUCAAUAGGAAUAUUCAUGAUGGCUAUGGGGGCUGUCUUAUCAGCCAUUUUCUAUCAUCACUUGUUAUCCUUGAGGACUAUUCAGGAACAGAGUGGAGGAUCAUCAUGGUCAAAUAUUGAUAAUUACAAACCAAAGAUUUAUACAAGUGAACCAAAUGAAUAUAGAUUUGCAAUGAUUGCUGAUUUGGACAAGGAUUCAAAAUAUAAGAAUGAUUUCAAGUGGAGGAGUUUUGUGAUUAAAGGAAUAGUGAAAAGAAAAGCAAAUGGAAAAUAUUCCAUAGAGUUUGGAAAGGAUAAUUCUAAAUUUGAAAUUCAAUCCUUAUUAGCAAGAAGAAAUAGAAGUAUGGAAUUGAGUACUUUAUCUUUGUGGAGAGGAAAGUUUUAUGCUACUUGUGAUUAUACUGGAAUUGUUUAUGAAAUUGAUAUGGAACAAGAAAGAGCUUAUCCAAGACAUGUUUUAUAUUCUGGAGAUGGAAAUACCAAGAUUCCAUUAAAGGCAGAAUGGUCCACUGUUGGUCCUGAUGAUAGACUUUAUAUUGGAUCUAUUGGAAAGGAAUGGGUUGCUAAUGGAGAAGCACUCAAUAGACAUUGUGAAUGGGUUAAGGUUAUUGAUAGAAAAUCAUACAAGGAGAUUUCAGUUGAUUGGGGAGAAGUCUAUAUGAGAUUAAGGCAAUCUGUUAAUGCUACUGAACCAGGUUAUCUUAUUCACGAAUCUGUAUUUUAUGACAAAUUUUUGAAAGAAUGGAUUUUCCUUCCAAGAAGACAUUCUGAAGAUGUAAAAUAUAAUGAAAAAUCCGAUGAGUAUUUGGGUGCAAAUAUCAUGAUCAGAACUGACAUUGAUUUACAACAAGUUAAGAAGGUUGUUAGAGUUGGCAGAAAGAGCGAAAAUCCAGAAGAAUUUUAUGAUAACUUUUUGGAUAAGAGAUUUGGUUUUACUGACAUUGUCAGAUUGACCAAGACAGCUGGUAAUAACCACUACUUGGCCACAAGAGUUAUUGAGGUUUCUCAUCCAGAAGAAAUAGUUGAGACCUAUCUUACAAUUUUUGAUGAUAAUGGUGUAGUUUUGCUUGAUUCUCCAACUGGAGUUUUGGAAUUGCCUGAAGAGCUUGGAAAAGGUGAGAAAUACGAAGGAAUUGAAGUAUUUGAAUAA
Messenger RNA from Naegleria gruberi, 1170 nucleotides. RefSeq lists its product as uncharacterized. Bases 1 to 1170 code for a protein of 389 amino acids. Gene Ontology annotation, biological process: proteoglycan biosynthetic process. The record is from RefSeq and is a predicted model, not a curated record. The transcript has 2 exons. NCBI's taxonomy places the organism in Eukaryota, Heterolobosea, Eutetramitea, Acrasida, Naegleriidae. Gene Ontology annotation, molecular function: calcium ion binding; GDP phosphatase activity; UDP phosphatase activity.